Messenger RNA from Aethina tumida (small hive beetle), 4760 nucleotides. RefSeq lists its product as uncharacterized. Gene Ontology annotation, molecular function: ATP-dependent DNA damage sensor activity; ATP binding; mismatched DNA binding. The transcript is spliced from 14 exons. NCBI's taxonomy places the organism in Eukaryota, Metazoa, Arthropoda, Insecta, Coleoptera, Nitidulidae. The coding region runs from base 64 to 4701 and encodes 1545 amino acids. The record is from RefSeq and is a predicted model, not a curated record. Gene Ontology annotation, biological process: mismatch repair; reciprocal meiotic recombination. Gene Ontology annotation, cellular component: nucleus.
AAGAAAUUACCUUUGAAGGUUUCAAAUAAAAAACCGUUCAAAACUGAAAGCGACUCAUCCCCAAUGACGUGUUUAAACUGGGGUAGAUCAGUGAACACAUUCAAUGCUUCAUCUGUACACACCUCAGGAGGGAGCUCUAAGACAUCCUCAUAUCCAGAGUACAAGGUUGUUGUAGCGAUUACUGAGGGUAGAGGAGAAGCCAGAUGCGAAGUAGGCCUUGCUGUCAUUAACAUAAACUACCCCGCUUUAAUUCUUUGUCAAACCUCGGACACUCACAGUUACAUAAACACCCUGACUAAAAUCAACGUCUUCAACCCCGUAGAGGUUAUAGUACCCAAAACAUUUAUUGAAACUUUUGCCGGCAAUCGAUUAGUUGAUGCAGUAAAAAAGUUCUUCCCCCACAUUAAAAUCACGACCGUCGCAAGGAACACUUACAACAAAAACCGCGGACUUGAACGUCUUCAAGAACUAUGUCCUCCAUCACUGAACUCCAUCAUCCUAAUCGUUAAGCACAAGUAUUACGCCCUGGCCGCUGUCGCGGCUCUUUUAGCACACACAUGUAUGUCCUACCACACAUAUUAUGCAAGUGGUACUUUGAAAGUUGAUUAUGAGGAGUCCGAAGGAUAUUCUUUUAUAGAUGUUGCCACUGCAGAUCGUUUAGAGCUGCUCACAAGUUCCCAACCAGGCCAAGCGACUAAAUACUCGAGUCUUUUGGGCGUUCUAAAUAAGUGUUUCACAAAAGUUGGCACCCGGACUCUACGGUCCGCCAUCCUGCAACCUCUUUACGACGUCCAACUCAUCGAAGAACGACUGAACUGCGUGACUGAACUUGUAAAUAAUCGCGAAAUGGCGCUCUCUUUACAGCAAGUCUUGCAAAAGGUUCCGAACAUCGAUCAGUUAUUAUCGAUCGCAUUAAUUAUACAGGACGACGUGCAAAAUCCCUCAAAUCGGCACCUGAACUACAUUCUACUAUUAAACACAAUCGUAGAUAUAGUAAGUCCUCUGAAAGAAAUAUUGAGCAAGGCAAAGGAACAUUUUUUUCUGAGCAUUGCGCAGUUCCUGUCUGAUAAGUGCUUCGUCGAUAUGAAGGACAUGGUACGAAAAAUGAUACAUGAAAAUGUUCAUCCCGUAUCCGGCUCGUCGGGAAUUCACCAAAAGUGCUUUGCUAUCAAACCUGGAAUUAAUGGAUUGUUGGAUAUUAUUAGAACUACUUAUUCUGAAAGAAUUGAUGAACUGAAAGAUUAUGUUAAGACACUAGCGGAGAAAUAUGCUUUACCUUUAACAUUAGGAAACAAUGUUGCUAAAGGCUACCAUAUUAUUUUAACGUUGAAUAAACACCAAAAAAGUACCAUAAAAAUAUCAGAUCUCCCUUCUGUAUUCUUUCAAGUAAAGCGAUUGUCAGGUAGUUUUACCAUGAAAACAAUACAUUUAGAAAAUUUAUCUACCAGAAUCGAGGAUAUAUUAAUAGACAUUCUCAGAAUCAGUAACACUAUGAUUUAUCAAAUUUUAAUUGAUUUAAAACAAUACAUACACGUUUUGCAUCGUUUGUGUGAUGUGAUUGCACAUUUGGAUAUGAUUCAAUCCCUUGCAGAGGCCAGUGUCAAUUAUAGCUAUGUAAGACCCAAAUUUUCUGAACAUACGGAAAUUGUGCACGCGUUCCAUCCUCUGUUGGAUUUUUUGUGUCCAGUCAAACCUGUUGCUAAUUCUAUAGUUGCAAGUAAAGAGCAUAACGUGAACAUAAUAACAGGACCAAGUGGUUCGGGUAAAAGCAUCUUUAUCCGGCAAAUGAUGCUGCUGCAAGUGAUGGCCCAAAUAGGAUGUUACGUUCCCGCUGAAUCUGCUACUUUUCGACCUGCCGACAAAAUGUUCUCGCGUAUUUAUCUUGAGGAUGACAUGGAAUUUGGAGUCUCUUCAUUUGUGUUAGAGAUGAAAGAAAUUCAGUACAUGUUAACCGCAAUGACACCGAAUUCCCUAAUAAUAAUCGACGAACUGGGAAGAUCCACCUCCGUAGAAGAGGGUAUGUCAAUGGCGAUUGCAAUCUGUGAAAAGAUCGCCACUUUUCCCGCCUUCUUGUUCAUCACCACCCACUUCAGCUCCCUGUCUAAUAUAAACGACAUGUACCUAAACAUUAAAACUUGGCAGAUGGAGACUAUAAUCACGGGGGAUUCACCGUCGACAACCAAGCUCGAUUAUAGAUAUAAUCUGAAACCGGCUCCCACAUCGAUAGAUCAGUAUGGGGUGUAUAUGGUUAGGAACGUUUGGUCUGAUGAAGUGGUGAACUUCGUUGAGGACACGUUACAGAAUAUUACGUUCAAUUAUCAACAAAUCGACGAACGGAUACGCCUGAAGUACGAUCUCGAAGCAAAAUUGCGGCUAUUGAAGAAAAAGGGAAAAUUGACGCGGGCGCUAUUGAACAAAUAUUUGAACGAGUAUCAAAACGAAUUGGAAAAACACAACUUUACUUUUGUUAUAGAAAGCCAGUGUUACGUUUCCAAUUCGACAUAUUCGACAUCGAAUAAUUUAACAUUCCCAGGGUGCAACGAGCUAAAUAAUACUGAUGUAGCAUAUACUUCUCAAUUCACUCAAAAUUCCAUAGAUACAGUGCAUUAUCAAAAUCUAUCAAAAUUUUUAAACGAGAAUUCGCAAAAUUUAGAAGUAAUUAUACCAGAAAUCAGCCUUAGUUGCCAAGAUUUCGGCCAGAAAGUUGUCACUGAAAGCAACAACAAUAUAUUUAUUGAAAACAAGAGCACAGAAUGUUCUGUUGACAUUUGUAACCUCGAGGCUUUUGCUCUUCCUCUAUUAAGAGACCACACAAAAACGUCAACUCCACAAAUUAAAGAAGUUGAAGCACCACAGAAAACCAGAAUUUCAGAAACUCCUUCAAAGGACGACGUUUUUGAGGAGACCUUGAUACAAAGCGAAUUGGAGAUUUGCAGUCAAUUGCUCUCAAACUGCAGCAGUUUUGACGAGGGUAUCAUCAAUCAAGACUUGGAAGAUAAUAUAUGUUGUAACGGAUCAAUGGAGAAUGAUCCGAAUGAUGAUGUUUCUCAACAAGAAAAAUCUUUGCUUUCAUAUAAGGAGAAAAUUUUUGAUGAGGCCAUUAAACGAGCAGCCAGUUAUGAAGGAAUAACUCCACGGGAGACAGAAAUUAUUGAAGAAGAAUUUUAUAAAUACCGUGGGCAAUAUGAACACCAUAUUAUUCCAAAUGUUAUAAUCCUGAUGGGUACAAAUGACAAAAGUGUAUCUGUUAAUAGCAAUUCAGAUAAGUCGCUUUAUGAAAAUUUUUCAAAUGAAGUCAGCGAGUAUAAUUUUACAAAAUUUAAUGAAUUUAAUGUAGAAUAUAAUACAGAUCCGAAAAAAUUUGGAAAGACAACUUCAUCAAUUUCUGCCAAUAAUAACAAAUCAUCCAUUAAGGAGAUAACAAACUUAAUAACAGACACUGCAGGUUCUAGUGCAGAUAACAUAUCUCCAAAAGAAAUCAGAAAUAAUCUGAGCAUAACUGAAGGUCUCAGUAUGAUUUCGAGAAAAAGAUUGCUAACCAACACUGAACCCUCAUUUGUAAAUAAAUCAAAUAAUUCCUUAGUCCUGUCUAACAAGAAACGAGUUAAAAUAGAAAGCACACUAACAAGUUCUAAAAGUAAAGAAAAUCAACUGUCAUUUGAAAAAAUGACCGUAUUAAUUACACAAGAUCCAAACAAAGUUAAUGGUUAUACAGAUCUCGUUGCUUCCACUCCGGUAAGUUCUAAAGAAACUAUGCUAAAACAAAACUGGCGAACAAAUGACAUGAAAAUCAAACAGAAAGGUAUCAAAAAUAAGUUUGUGCCACCGAUGAAAUUAACAUCGAAGAAUAUUAAAGAACAGUUCAAGGAACAAGAUAAAAAAUUGUUGGAGAUCAGCCCAAAUGCGUUCGAUUAUUCGCGGCAUCUUCUUAAUUACGUCAAUAGACCAUCUGUUAAGCAAGUUAUUAAUCAACGUCCGUUGGUGCACGCGAUGAAAACGGUAGCUGGAGUGCAAAUAACGUCGGUUGAAACUAAAUCGAAUAAAAAGAGGAAUAUGGAUAUUCAGAAGGCCUGGUCCAAUGAAAAUUUUGACAUAACUAUGUUUAGCGAUGAGAACGCUAAACUUUUCGAAGACUUCCUAAGCUGCAAAGAUAAUGAUAUACAAAUGUUCAAUUUCAAAAAAACUAAAGUCUCUCUAUUUGCAUCCAGUGGUGCAAAUAAUAAUGUAUUUGAGUAUUACAACAAACAUAGAGAAGGUGCACAGUCUACAGUUAUGUCUAAAGAUGAAGGAAGUUUGGGUUUUUAUAUGAAGCCCUUGUAUGAUGUAACAAACACAAAUCUGUUUGGGAAUAUCAAUGUUAAACGUUCCAAUUCUAGUGAUAUUUUUGGAGAGUCGUCAGAAAACUUACCUUCUAGCGCUAAUGAUCACCAAUUAUUAAAUAAUAUGACAACUUACCCUUCAUACACUUCAAACGUAUCUAUAAAUGUAGAAAUGGCCAAACAUGGUAAUUCUUUGAAAAAAUUGUCUCUUGAAGGUGUUAAUACUGCACCAAAUGAUUCGCAAUAUGUAGCAAGCAAGCGCUACAAAAAUAAUAUAGAAGGUUUUCACAAAAUUAUAAAUAACUAUUUAGAUGAUUCUGUGAUGAACACAAAAAAGAAGAGUAUUUUUGAAGAUACUCUUGAUUGUGAUAUGUCAUUGUAAUUUUCUUACACCUUUCAUAUUAAACGUUCAUAAAUAUUGUAACACUUACGCUACUCGAG